This is a messenger RNA of Soboliphyme baturini, 1538 nucleotides long. The record is from the annotation of a GenBank genome assembly. NCBI's taxonomy places the organism in Eukaryota, Metazoa, Nematoda, Enoplea, Dioctophymatida, Soboliphymatidae.
UUGGUCAGUCCUUACCUUUUAAGGUACACCAAACUCGGCUAUGCAGGCAAUUUGGAACCGCAGUACAUCAUUCCUUCCACAAUAGCGAUUAAAGAGUCAUGUUCGGUCGGUGAUCAAGCUCAGAGACGGUUGGCGCGGGGCGUGGACGAUCUUGAUUUUUAUAUUGGCGACGAAGCGUUGUCGGCAGCGAACUACUGUUUAAAGUAUCCAAUCCGUCAUGGUAUAGUAGAAGACUGGGAUUUGAUGGAGCGAUACUGGGAACACUGUAUAUUCAAGUAUCUUAGAGCCGAACCGGAGGACCAUUAUUUUUUGUUGACGGAACCACCCCUGAACACGCCUGAAAAUCGGGAAUACACGGCUGAGAUCAUGUUCGAGUCCUUCAACGUACCGGGACUGUAUAUUGCUGUGCAGGCAGUUCUAGCGUUGGCAGCAUCAUGGCCAGGCAUGGAACGCACCGACAGAAGCUUGACCGGUCUCGUGGUCGACAGCGGCGAUGGUUUAACUCACUGUAUACCGGUGGCAGAAGGUUACGUGAUCGGUUCCUGCAUCAAGCACAUUCCAAUUGCCGGCCGCGACAUUACUUACUUUAUUCAAGGACUGUUGCGAGAGCGGGAAACAGGAAUUCCAACAGAGCAGUCGUUGGAGACAGCGAAGGCGAUUAAGGAACGAUUUUGCUAUGUUUGCCCAGACGUUGCGAAAGAAUUCGCUAAGUACGACACCGAACCUUCGAAAUGGUUCAAGCAGUACGAAGGAAUCAACAGCAUAACGAAGCAGAAAUUUUUUGCCGACGUAGGAUAUGAAAGAUUUUUAGGACCCGAAAUCUUCUUUCACCCUGAGUACGCAAAUCCGGAGUUCUUAAUCCCGAUUUCGGAAAUAAUCGAUACCGUCAUUCAACAGUGCCCAAUCGACGUUCGGCGUGGCCUGUACAAAAAUGUAGUACUCAGCGGCGGUUCGACGAUGUUCAAGGAUUUCGGUCGUCGCAUACAGCGCGACUUGAAGCGCAUGGUAGAUACCCGACUUAAGCAAAGCGAAGAUCUCUCCGGUGGUCAUAUUAAGCCGAAACCAGUAGACGUUAGGGUCAUUUCACAUCGUAUGCAGCGGUACGCCGUUUGGUUCGGUGGUAGCAUGCUAGGGCAAACGCCAGAGUUCUACGAAGUUGCGCACACAAAAGCCGAGUACAUGGAGAAAGGUCCAAGUAUCUGCCGUCACAAUCCCGUUUUUGAGGCAAUGGAGGCAGAGGAGAUGUUUUAUGAACAACAAGAGUACAUCGAGACUGCGUCCGGCAACAAAGUCAGCCGACAAUCGUGUCUUUACGGCAGUCAGAAUAUAGUAUUGGUUGGAAAGACGAUCGUCAUGGGCGAUACGAUUUUUCGCGGUGAUCUCGCCAACAUAAGAAUUGGAUCGUUCUGUGUAGUAUCUAGAGGCGUGGUCAUCAGGUCCGCUUUUAAAAAGCUUACCAAACGGUUUGUACGGAUAUAUUACGAAGUUUAUAACAUUUUCUAUUCAUUCAGUAAUAUUCCCUCAGCUCGCUUUUAAAG